Messenger RNA from Epinephelus fuscoguttatus (brown-marbled grouper), 888 nucleotides. RefSeq names its product elastin-like. The transcript has 12 exons. The record is from RefSeq and is a predicted model, not a curated record. NCBI's taxonomy places the organism in Eukaryota, Metazoa, Chordata, Actinopteri, Perciformes, Serranidae. Bases 104 to 754 code for a protein of 216 amino acids.
GCAGUUUCCUUUUUCUUUCACAUGUGCAUUGAUCAUGAGUCAUUCAUCAGUUUAUUCUCAGUGAGACUGCGCUCUCUUUGUCAGUCAACAUACUUUAUGCAGGAUGUUAAAUGAUGUAACACCUGCCUGUGUUUUAGUUGGUCCAACAGGCCACGGUCAGCCUGUUGCAACAGGAGUCCAACAACCUACAGGUGUUGGUGUUGGCACAGUUGGCAAACCACCUAAACCAUUCUUACCAGGUACAGGAACAGGUGUUGGUCCCGGUGGAUAUCCUUAUGGUGGACCCUAUGGAGUUCCAUAUGGUGUUGGUAUCGGCACUGGAGUUGGACCUGGACCUGGAGUCGGCACUCUGCCUGGAUUGAAGCCAUUGAAACCUCCAGCUGUGGGUGGAGCAGGAGGAGGAGCAGGAAUCCCACUGGCAGCAGGAGGUGGGUUGCUGUAUCCCUCUGGAGUUGGACUGGGAGGUGCUGGUGCUGGUCUUGGUGUUGGUGCUGGAGCUAGACCACCCAAACCAGGUUACGGCAAUCUUGGAGGUGGCGGUGUUUAUCAGCCAGGUGUGGUUCCAGGGUUUCAAGGAGGUUACCCCCAACAGUAUUACCCAGGUGGUUAUGUACCAGCUCCACUGACUCCUCAACAAGCCAAAGCAGCCAAGUACGGCCCAUUGCAGGGCUUCCUUGGUGGUGCAGGAGGAGGAGGGGGCUACAGAGGUGGAGUCGCAGGAUGCCAGGGCAAAUUCUGUGGGAGGAGGAAGUAGAGGAUCUCUUGAGAUCCAUAGUGACCUCAAGAUACCAUGGUGCUACUGCAUGAUCUAGAAUGUACAUUUUAUAUGCAAACAAACCCCAUUAGAAAACGUGUAAAGAUGGUUUUUUUUUUUUUUUUUUUUACUUG